This is a messenger RNA of Oryzias latipes (Japanese medaka), 6497 nucleotides long. It is a transcript of the gene vdr, whose product is annotated as vitamin D (1,25- dihydroxyvitamin D3) receptor. Gene Ontology annotation, cellular component: nucleus. Gene Ontology annotation, biological process: negative regulation of transcription by RNA polymerase II; cell differentiation; positive regulation of transcription by RNA polymerase II. Lineage: Eukaryota; Metazoa; Chordata; Actinopteri; Beloniformes; Adrianichthyidae. Gene Ontology annotation, molecular function: nuclear receptor activity; zinc ion binding; vitamin D response element binding. The record is from RefSeq and is a predicted model, not a curated record.
GCGGGGCAUAACAAAAAAGUAAUGGCCAUUUAUUUGAGACCUGAAGACGCAGGUUUAGCGUAAUUUUCGUUGGAUUACCUCAACUGGGCUUGGUUUCGCUGCGUGCUAGCGCGCGCCUUCCUCUGUGCAUAGUCACGAGCUGCGUUUUCCGUUGGAUUUUCGCAGUUCCCCGCGCCGGACCGCUCCAUAAAGCUGGGCUGAACUCGGUGUCGCGUUUAGGGUUAAGCAGCCAGGCUAGCCACGCUAACGCUAGCUACUACAACCCGAAGCUGUGUGUGUGUGUGUACGUGUGUGUGUGUGCGAGCGCGCAAGGGCGUACGUAGUUUGACGUUUCUCGCCAAGUCUCUUCACGUAUUAUUUUUUUUUUUUUGAAGUUUAAAGUUACGUAGGCGUCUCUUCUUGAGCAUAUUCUUCCCCGGUCGGCAAAGCGGACCCACUUUGCCAGGCAGAGCAUGAUGAUGAAGGCAGCGCCAACCAAAGAGGAUUAAAAAGGUGCUCCACACACCGAUGGGGAAAAGUUAAGCAGAGGAUUAACAGCACUGGAUUAAACCCAAGAAACGGUUUCGAGUCUCACCUAUUGCGCAAAGGCAUGCUAAAACCCCAGUGAUGGAGGCCACUGUUGUGAGUACGUCCACUCUCGCCACCGAUGAGUUUGACAGGAACGUGCCGCGGAUCUGUGGCGUGUGUGGGGACAAAGCCACUGGCUUCCAUUUCAAUGCCAUGACCUGUGAAGGAUGCAAGGGCUUUUUCAGACGCAGCAUGAAGCGCAAGGCCUCCUUUACGUGUCCUUUCAACGGCAGUUGCACCAUCACCAAGGACAACAGGCGUCACUGCCAGGCAUGCCGGCUGAAACGCUGCGUGGACAUUGGAAUGAUGAAAGAGUUCAUUCUGACAGACGAGGAAGUGCAGAGGAAGAAGGACCUGAUUCAGCGGAGGAAGGACGAAGAGGCGCAGCGUGAAGCAGAAAGGGAGGCGCGUCGGCCUAAGCUCACCGAUGAACAGAGUCAAACCAUCGCCACUCUGGUGGAGGCGCACCACAAAACAUAUGACGACUCUUACUCUGACUUCUGCCGCUUUAGGCCUCCAGUGCGUGACGGUCCCGUGACGCGAAGUGCCAGCAGAGCCGCCUCCCUCCAUUCUCUCUCCGAUGCUUCCUCUGACUCCUUCAGUCACUCUCCAGAAUCGGUUGACACAAAAAUGAAUUUCAACAACCUGCUGCUGAUGUACCACGAACAGGGCAGUAGCCCCGACUCCAGUGAGGAGGAGGGGUCCAGCUUGUCAAUGCUGCCGCACCUGGCUGACCUGGUCUCCUACAGUAUCCAGAAGGUCAUCGGAUUUGCCAAAAUGAUCCCAGGAUUCAGGGAGCUGACUGCAGAGGACCAGAUCGCUCUGCUGAAGUCCAGUGCCAUUGAGGUGAUCAUGCUGCGUUCAAAUCAGAGCUUCAACUUGGAAGACAUGUCCUGGAGCUGCGGAGCACCUGACUUCAAAUACCAGAUCAGCGACGUCACCAAAGCGGGUCACACUCUGGAUCUACUUGAGCCGCUGGUGAAGUUCCAGGUCGGCCUGAAGAAGCUGAACCUCCAGGAAGAGGAACAUGUCCUGCUGAUGGCCAUCUGUUUGCUGUCUCCAGACCGACCCGGUGUGCAGGACCACGCACGCAUCGAAGCCCUCCAAGACCGCCUGUCUGAGACCUUGCAAGCCUACAUCCAGCUUCACCACCCGGGGGGGCGGCUGCGGUACGCCAAGAUGAUCCAGAAGCUGGCCGACCUCCGCAGCCUGAACGAGGAGCACUCCAAGCAGUACCGCUUGCUGUCCUUCCAGCCCGAGCACAGCAUGCAGCUCACCCCGCUGGUGUUGGAGGUGUUUGGCAGCGAGGUCUCCUAGACGUCAGGAAGCUGGUGACCCCAAGAGGGUGAAACGGGGGAGUGUGGGAGCCGAGAAUGUGCAGAUGGACUAAAAAGCAGGUGUGAAGUAUGGAGAUGUGCAGGAAAGCGCAGCGUAUGUGUGCGCGCGUGUCUGUGGCUUCUUUAUGUAACGUUUAAAGAAGUCCAUCUUGGUGUGCAACCCAAGGUCGCGUGGAGAGCAAGCCCACGUUUAACACAGUAAACAAGGGAAUGUCAUAUAGUACAAAUUAAGCUAUCUGUUGAACAUCUACCUAUAAAUAUAUACAGUGUUUUUAUAAGUAUUUAACUACAAAACAAGCUGCUUGAAAUACCUGGACAUUUGCAACACAACAAAACAUUCUCAGAUGUUAAUUUAGCCAUUCAGUUAAGCUACCUCUUGGUUUUACUGGGGUUGUUUUAUAAGUGCAUCACCUAUGUGAAACAGUAACUUUUCACCGGAACAGUUUUGAUACCGCACAGCUUACCGUUCAGUUUACCAGUGCAAAAGCAGUGCCUGCAGAUGACUCUGAAGUUUUCCUCAUUGACGAACCGUGUGUUUUUGUUGUUGUUUUCGUUUGUAUCUGCUUCUCUUCGAUACACCGUUUCUAAAUGACUGUGUACAAUUCAAGCCUUCCACCUUUCACCAAAGGUAUGGUCAGCUACUUUAUAAUGAGAAAGAGAAAAAAAAAAAAGGUUUCUAGCACCUAAAAGUAACCUUGCUGCUCCAUGGCUCGCAUUACACGCGCUGCCACUCGUCUUCUGACUGGCCUCACAGCCAAUGAAGGAAAAUAUGGUUGUAUAGAUUUUUUUAUUGCUUAAUGCAGAGCGUAGUCUGUAACCUAGUGAGGUUUUAUAGGACUUUAGUGUGCCUGAUUUUGAGGUGAGAAUUAGCCACUACAUGUGUUAGCUACUUUUACACUGCUAGUAAUCAAUCAAACAAAGCCAGCAUUAUGGCUCCUUAUAUUUUUGAAAUUGUUUCCUUCUAUUUGGUUUGAUUCUUUCCAUGUUCGUAAUGACGUGUAUCUGAAGCACUGUUAAGCCACCCUUUAGUUAACCCUAUGUAUCUUUAUUAUCACAGAUUUUUAAAGGGCUAAAAUGCCAAAACUAACUGGAAUAGUAAAAUUGAGGCCAAAGCAAGAGGCCAGUCUUCUUGUUGAUGUACAGCUGCAUACCAUACUCGGACUUGGCGUCGAAACGGACAUAUAAGCAAUACACACGCGUUUUCUCUUUGUUUGUUUUUUUAUACGUCAUUUUACCUUAAAAAAAAAACAAUUCCAUGAAUUGUUCCUCCUCAGAAUACAGUGAGCUCAGCGGGCAGAGAGCUUGGGAAGCUGCUUCAGACCUCCACAAAUAUCACACCCUUUCGUUUCUGACGGGGAAGUGGAUUUUCUAGAAUGUCUUGAGGGCCUGGCUGUGGUGGUGGUGGUCCACACCCAGGCCCUCCCGUUUGAUGAUGUAUGCUGCGCAGCCCUCUAGUGGCUAAACUGUAAAUAUUAUUUACUAAACGUUUAAGCGCUCACAUCCUGCUUUAGUAGGUAUACCUAAUAAAACGGUGAUGAUCUGCCAUUAGAUUUUUCUUUUGUUGAGGUCCAAAAGCUGCUGAAGUUGUUCUGAAGCGUUUUUUUUUGUUUUUUUAUAUAUAUAUAAGGAGGUGGCCCCAGGUUGUUUGUUACCUCUAUAUAUUACGGCUCUCAGAACCACUCCACCACCAGGAUCUCAGUCCAACAGAAAUGACAAAAUCAUCACCUCAACUAAAAGAAAAAAGUGAACCUGUUGAUUCCCAGCAGAGCUACUGUAUUGGAAGGCAUUUGGAUUCUAGAGGUGUACCUUUGAAAGCGCUAUGUGACCGUGUACUUAUAUAUAAAUAUAAGCCUGCUGCUGUACAUAGGGCUACAUAAAUCCUCAAGGCUUUUUUUUUAUUAUGAAAGAUAUAUGCAAAAACAACAGACCCAUCUCUGUUUCACUACACUCUGUACUAGAACCAUGUUUUUAUGUCAGAGCUAUUCUCUAACUGCUCUCACAACACACGAGGACCUUUCUUGUUUUUUUUUCUGGGGUGGGGGGCAGGCAGCAUUACUCAGCACCAGGACAACUACCCAAAAAAAGGUGUCCAUCCCCCCCUGUUUUGAUUUUUUUUUUUUUAUCCUGCAUUGGCAGGACUGGUGAUUGUGUGGGAAGUUUCUUUGUUUGGGAGAAAUGCACGCACUCCCCCAUUGCAGUGUCCUGCUGGGAGUGAAGGUUGGGAGGCUGAGGCUCGUGCGUCAUGUGACGUGAGGAUCUCGGCUCGCUGUGGUGAAAUUCGUUCACCAAGCACUCACUGAAGAAGCUGCUCCACGCUGCUGCAGACAUGGAACCAUGACUUUGAAGUAUUCAGGAGCAAAUCAAGGGGUCUGACUGAAGUUGGAUCAUCAUUUUAGCACUUUGGUAUUUGGAAGCCCCCCCAUGACCAGUUAUCAAUAUCCCACUAAAGUAAUAUGAAUGUUUGGAGUCGGUGCUCCGUUUGUUGGUUUGCUCCUGCUCUCUAUUUUCAUUUAGCCCCGCCCCCUCCAGCAGUACUGACCGAUCUGGUUCCCGGUUGUUUUUGAUGCAGCUGCUUAUUUUCCUUUUCAGAAAGACACAGAUCUUCUUAUCUAUAAGCCAUAUUCUGAAGUUCACUAAGUUAGUCUCAUCGUCCUGCUGCAUGACCGGAUCUUUAACUCUACUUUAGGGAGACGAACCUCCGGAUGAUGGAAACCUUCCUCCUCUCUGCUGUCCAUCGUCUUUGAACUGCCAACACAUCUUCCUGGCUUGAUUGGUUCAGCUUGCAUGAUGUGGAUUUUACUUUGAAAUCCUUCCCUACAUGUUGGAAGUCUGCACAGCAUAGCACAAAUAAAUCUUCAGACUUAACAGAUUUCCUCCUAGAAUUGACAUGGACUAAGAUGACCCUGAUUGAACUGUAGAGGGUCAAAGCUCGUUUUGCUUGGUUAUUUCCCACCGCUUCUUCUCUGGCAUGUUUGUGCAUUGUAGAUAUUUUUCUUGAGGUGGAGUGUUCGUUUGAUGUCUAAGUGCCACAGGGAGAGUUCCCUCCAUGCAGGAACAGGGUAACGCACGAAUUCUUGUGGAUUUGACGGUCGUACAGGAACGCCCUCCAGGUCGCGUCCGGGCCGCUUAUCAACUAGUGGGCAAGAUUUCCCAAAACCCCCCCUUUUUUUUUUGUCUCCAUCUGCCGGAUUUGAUUUUUAUGAUUUCCAAACGCAGGAAAUGUUAAUAUGAGCUCAUUUGGUUGCGUCUUUGGUAGGCUGCUCAGUAUCUGUAGAAAUUCCCAUUAGAAUGGCAACUUAGCACAGCGACAAUGCCUACAAUAUCUAGUACACACUAUCACCAGCAAGCUUUACUAAACUCAUGUUCUUACAUUUUUGGAUGAUUUUUUAGUAGCACACCUAUUCUUACAAAACCUCUCUGUAAAACAUGUACAGUUUAAUAUUCGCUGAGAACUCUCUGCCAUCUCUCAUGCGAAGGAUUUCAAGCCUUCGCCUUUUUUUUUUUUUUUUUUUUUUUUGCGUGUUCCUUCCGGACAGGCAUUGUGACGGAAUCAACCUAACAUAGUUUCAUAGGAGCGUCCGCGAUGGAGGCUCUACCGAAAACAAGUAAAAAAGUUAAAAAAAAAAAAAAGAAACAAAAACCCACCUACCUCUGUUAGCUCAGAUUUUGCUUUAGCAUCAAGCAUUUGCCUCUGUUUUUACUUUUAUAUUUGUAUUCGUGUUGAUAUUUAUUGCUGUCUAAUGAGUCAUACUUCAAUGAUUACCUCAGAGAUAUCUCACAGAUUUGGGAGAGUCCAGCUAAUGAAGUCAUUCAUAGUUUGUCUUUAGAUGUUAUGUGGACUUAUUGUCUUGUUUUUUUCUCCUCAGAUUUAGCGCCUCUUUUGUUUUUUUGUUUUUUUUCUUCAAACGCACAAAAACCAGGAGUGUUUUUCAGACAGUGCCUGCACUCUGACCAUCUGGACUCUGGCUAGGAUCGGACUGGAUUUACUCCAGGAUCCACAUCCCCUUUUCUGCAUAUUUGUUCUUUAUUUUUGAAAUUCAAUGCAACCGAAGUAUUUAGUGUUGCUGUUUUGAGCUCAAAGUGUUUAGAGCAGGAGGAGAGUUUGUGUGUCAGAGGAAGGGUUUGUGCAUCCUCUUCGCUGUUUUUUGUUUUUUUUCUCCAUCUGUUGUGAAGUGUCAGAUCAUCAUUCCCGAUUUGGUAAAACGGAGGAAUGGGGGUGGGGGAGAGAUGGUGCAAUUCUCCGUAGCCAUGCAAUGCUGCUUUAUUCUGAAGGGCCAGAAAGCUGUAGCCGAUGCUACACGACGUGGGCGUCAUCCAGGGUUUUCAGAGGAGCCUCAGACUCUGCUGGAACAGAUCUUUUCAAAACAUGCAGAUCCUCAGACUCUUGUUAAUAUAAGGACUCACUUUCCUCUUUAAAUUAACUUUGUUCAAAAGUGUUGCCUUGGUCACAUCUGCCCAGCUGUGUGCCAUAACAGGACCCUUCAUGCAACCCCGACCACACGUGUCCCUCAGGUAAACCUGAGAGGAGAGAAUGUCUUGUUUGGUAUGAUUUCAGUCUAGAAAACAAGUUUAAAAAAAAAAAAAAACAAUCAA